Molecule: messenger RNA, 771 nt
Organism: Staurois parvus
Lineage: Eukaryota; Metazoa; Chordata; Amphibia; Anura; Ranidae
Source: the annotation of a GenBank genome assembly
GAAUAUGCUUCUAUCUCUGAGAAGAAACAGAACAUCCUAAACCUGUUGGCAUGCUGGGAUGAUGACUCUGCAAAUAGAAUCGUACCAGAUUCCAGGUUCCCUACUGGAGGUAGUGAUGGAUACAGAAGCUGUAAGGAAAUCAAGAACUCAGACAAAUAUGCUAAAGAUGGAAUUUACAUGCUUAUCUCUAAAGAUGGAGUGGUCUACCAGACCUUCUGUGAUAUGACAACCAAUGGUGGAGGUUGGACACUCGUGGCAAGCGUACACGAAAACAGCAUGAGUGGGAAAUGCACAACAGGAGACCGCUGGUCCAGCCAGCAGGGAAACAACCCCAGUAAUCCAGCAGGAGAUGGAAACUGGGAAAAUUAUGCCACAUUUGGGCUACCAGAUGGUGCAACCAGUGAUGAUUACAAGAAUCCUGGAUAUUAUGAUAUUACUGCCAAAGACCUGGGUCUGUGGCAAGUUCCCAAUAACAAACCCUUGUCUCUGUGGAGGAAUUCAUCUCUGUUGCGAUAUCGCACCGACAAUGCUUUCUUUAAUCAGGAGGGUGGAAACCUCUUCCAGCUUUACAAGAAAUACCCUUUGGUGUACAAUAUUGGAGCCUGUUUGGCACACAAUGGACCUGCUGUUCCUGUAGUGUAUGAUUUUGGAAGUGCUGAUAAAACAACAGCUUACUACUCACCAAACGGAGCAAGAGAGUUCACUGCUGGCUAUGUUCAGUUCCGAGCUAUUAACACAGAAAGAGCUCCCUGGCUUUAUGCCCUGGAAUGA